AUGACUGCAAAUACAAGGGUGGUGUUCUCUUUCAUUUGCGUCUUCCUUCUUACUUCACCGCUGCAUGUUUUAUCACAUUCUUCAUCCCCAUGGGGAUGCGCCUAUAACUAUAAUUGUGGACGCAAGAGGCAGGUUGGUUGUUUGUUCUUCCAUUUAAAUAGGCCACCCACAGUUUUUAAUACUCAGUUCAGUGGCUUUUGUUUCUCAUUGAAAGCCCUUUAAACCGGGAGCCUAUUAAACUAAAUGCCACGAUCAAUCUUUGCCAUAUGGUUAAAUUUCGCACUAGUGAGGCCAAGACUAAAGGAAAAUGAAUAUCGGUGCAUGACUUUUCCUUCCAGGUUCUAGACCAGUUCAAACUUCCAGAAACCCGCCAGCUUAAAGAUCAACCGCGCCCACUUAGGGAGUCUCUCUCCAAGCCUUUUGAAGGACGACUAGCAACCGCGCGAAGACUUAGAACCAGACAAGAAUUGGAAGCCUAG
Porites evermanni is the source of this 479-nucleotide messenger RNA. Lineage: Eukaryota; Metazoa; Cnidaria; Anthozoa; Scleractinia; Poritidae. The record is from the annotation of a GenBank genome assembly.